UUAUUAUAUAUAUUAUAUAUAAAGGAAACAGGAUCUACGAAGCGGAAAAAAAACAAAGCAGAGAAAUAUGAUAGUUCCACAGCUCGACUCUCCAAAUCUCGCGUUGUUUGGAUGCUGAAGUCUCGCGAGCAGCUGCGAAUUCCGAAAGCGAAGAGGAGAAAUGGAGAGAUGAGGGCUGAAAAGGAACCGACAACGGGAAACAGAGAGAGAGGCGUCGUUGAGAUACAGUUGAGAGACGCUCCGAGAGAGCAGGAGAACGCCACGGCAAAUUCGAAGCACAAAGAGGAGAAAAAGGAAAUCUUUACCAAGGUCGUGAUUCGACGUCUUCCACCCAGCCUGUCAAAAGACCAGCUUGAGGAGCAUCUCAGUCCACUGCCUUCUUAUGACUACUUUGAGUUCUUUCCUGCUGAUCAAAGCCUGUAUCCACAUCUUUUCUCCAGAGCAUACAUCAACUUUAAAAACCCAGAAGAUAUUGUUCUUUUCAGAGAUCGUUUUGAUGGUUAUGUUUUUAUUGAUAAUAAAGGUCAAGAAUAUCCAGCAAUUGUAGAAUUUGCACCUUUUCAGAAAGUUUCCAAGAAGAAGCUUAAGAAGAAAGAUGCCAAAGCAGGAAGCAUUGAAGAAGAUCCAGAAUACAAACGAUUUCUGGAAAAUUACUCUUGUGAUGAAGAGAAGUCAAUGGCCAAUCCAGAAACACUAUUGGGUGAAAUUGAAGCUAAAACAAGAGAGCUCAUAGCUAAACGGACAACACCACUUCUGGAAUACAUUAAGAACAAGAAGUUGGAGAAGCAGAGAAUUCGGGAGGAAAAAAGAGAGGAGAGGAGACGCAGAGAACUGGAGAAGAAAAGGCAAAGGGAAGAAGAGAAAAGGAAACGAAGGGAAGAGGAACGGCGUAAACGUAAAGAGGCAGAGAAGCAAAAGAAACUUUCAGAAAAGGAAAUCAAAAUCAAGCUUUUGAAGAAAUGUGACAGGGAUGAUGAGGUGGAAUCAGAUAGACUGAAAGAAAAAGGAGACAGUGGAGAGACAACAGAGAGGAAUAAGUGGGAGAAAUCAACAGGCCACACUAAGGCAAAAGAACUUAAAGACAAUAGAGUUCAGGAGAGUGAUAAGGAGCAACGUGAAGGACAUGGACGCCGACAGAGAGAUAAAGACCAGAGAGGCAGAGAAGAGGAGCGCAAGCGGCAGCGGCAUCACUACGAGUUUGACAAGUUCAUGCGACGCAAGGAGGAGACAAAAUGGGGCAAAGGCUACUGUCAUGACCGGGCAAAGAAAGAUGGCCAUCACCAUGGCUACUCCUACUGCUCUGAAAUAGGGGACAAGUCAAGCAAGGAGGACAGGGAUGAGAUGGGGAGCAGGAAGGAGCGUAUUCGUAAUAAGUCUGUAUUAGUGCAUCAGGAGAAAAGGACCUCCCAGUCUGAGGGGCCAGACCAGAUAGGAGGGGCUCUGCCAGCCAAGGACCGACCUGCCAUGCAGCUGUACCAGCCAGGAGCACGUAACCGUAAGCGGAUGGGGUCUGGGAACAAAGGCUUUGACUUCAACCGGCUCUCUCCGGAGCCAAGCACUGAACCCUGCUAUGAGCUGACCAUUGGAACAGGCUCUGAAAAAAGUGGGGAUGAGUGAUAGAAAACACUUGUUUCAUUUCAAAAGAUUUGUUUGGACAGAGAAUAAAUCCUCUGAUCACAUUCUCAAUGUUUUUCAUCCGUAUUCCCAUGCACCGUGUCAGCGGUAUAUUCAAAGUCAUAGAUUAUGUUAAUGUUAAUAGAUUUUACUGUAGGUUUGGUUUUUCAUGUCAAAGAACACUGCCUCACCGGAUUUACAUUUUUCUACAUUUUUCACAACAUAUGCACUUAUCACAUGUUGAUUUUUUAUUUUAUUUUUUACCUCCACUUGCCUCAUCAUUUACAGAGGACAGAUUUAUAUGUGUAGUAUAGUACAGAUAGUAUACAGAUUUUACUGUAAAAACCAUAAGCAGAUGUUGUGAAAUGCAUAUUUUUUAAUAUAUGAAAUAUAUGUUUCUGUUGUGCAACUGCAGAAUAGGUUCAUAAGAGAAACUAAUAAAAUGUAUGUGUGAA
Messenger RNA from Silurus meridionalis, 2069 nucleotides. It is a transcript of the gene upf3a, whose product is annotated as UPF3A regulator of nonsense mediated mRNA decay. The transcript has 11 exons. The coding region runs from base 112 to 1617 and encodes 501 amino acids. Gene Ontology annotation, molecular function: telomeric repeat DNA binding. The record is from RefSeq and is a predicted model, not a curated record. Lineage: Eukaryota; Metazoa; Chordata; Actinopteri; Siluriformes; Siluridae. Gene Ontology annotation, biological process: nuclear-transcribed mRNA catabolic process, nonsense-mediated decay; positive regulation of translation. Gene Ontology annotation, cellular component: nucleolus; cytoplasm.